UGAUAACUAGAAAAAAAUAAAGCUGUCUUGAUGCUUGGUGGUAAGAUUUGAUAGUGCCCAAAAAAUACCUAGUGAAAUUAAAUGUAUUCAAACAAUAUUUAAUGGGGUGGUAUCUGUAAACUUGUUUUAAAAUAGGCAAAUAGCGCAUAAACUUCUUGGUGUUCUGGAAUAGUGAGUCUUAUAUGUUAUAAAUAGUAUUAACAUGUUGCCUGGGAACUCCAUCAAUGUCAAAGUAAUAUUGGAGCUAUUGCAGGGAACGUUAAAACCCAAGGAAAUUGUAUAUAUUACAAAGUUUUAAAUAUUAGGCUGUCAUGAUCUCUCUAGUACAAGGCUAUAGAAAUUAAGAUCUAAUUUUCAAUUUUUCUUUGCCUGAGAAACUGAUGACAGAAAGAGAAUGUUUUUCUUUAUCCCUUUUAACAGCAUGAUUUUACCAUUGUCUUGAUUUAUUACCUUGUUCUGUCUGGUUAUUAAAAUGACCUUGUUUCUUUCCAAAGCCUCAUAUAGACCUUUCAGUGAGUGUAUCACGCCUUCCUGACAAGCCUGCCCCACACUGUUUUCUGGUGUGUUCUUUGUAGAAUGUGAGCCAAUAGAAGCGAUAGCCAAGUUUGACUACGUUGGGCGGUCUGCCAGAGAAUUGUCCUUCAAGAAGGGUGCUUCCCUCCUGCUGUAUCACCGCGCGUCGGAGGACUGGUGGGAAGGAAGGCACAACGGGAUUGAUGGGCUGGUACCCCACCAGUACAUAGUGGUCCAAGAUAUGGAUGAUACAUUUUCAGACACUCUGAGCCAGAAAGCCGACAGCGAGGCCAGCAGCGGGCCGAUAACUGAAGACAAGUCUUCAUCCAAGGACAUGAACUCCCCUACAGACCGACAUCCUGAUGGCUAUUUAGCCAGACAAAGAAAAAGGGGAGAGCCACCCCCUCCGGCAAGGCGUCCUGGCAGGACCAGUGAUGGCCAUUGCCCCCUCCACCCCCCACACGGUCUUUCCAACUCCUCAAUUGACCUGGGGUCCCCAAGCCUGGGCAGUCAUCCCCGGGGCCUGCUGCAGAAUCGUGGCCUCAACAACGACAGUCCUGAGCGGAGGCGUCGGCCAGGCCACGGCAGCCUGACCAACAUCAGCCGUCACGACUCCCUCAAGAAGAUCGACAGCCCCCCUAUUAGAAGGUCCACGUCGUCAGGGCAGUACUCGGGCUUCAACGACCACAAGCCGCUGGACCCAGAGACAAUCGCUCAGGAUAUCGAAGAGACGAUGAACACUGCUUUGAACGAACUCCGAGAGCUGGAAAGACAGAGUACGGCAAAGCAUGCUCCCGACGUGGUGCUGGAUACCUUAGAGCAAGUGAAGAACUCUCCCACCCCCGCUGCCUCCACCGAAUCGCUCAGCCCUUUGCACAGCGUCGCCCUCAGGAGCUCAGAGCCUCAGAUUCGUCGGAGCACUAGCUCCUCCAGUGACACGCUGAGUACUUUCAAGCCUGCGGUGGCACCCAGAAUGGGCGUGCAGCUGAAGCCCCCAGCCCUGCGGCCGAAACCUGCUGUCCUUCCAAAAACAAACCCGACCGUGGGACCCGCCCCGCCUUCCCAAGGCCCAGCAGACAAGUCCUGCACAAUGUAACACCCACCGGAGCGUGGUCAUCUGGGGUGAUGAUUAAAAAGAGAAGACGGAUUAGUGACAAAAGUCAACGAUCCAUAACUUGCGUUAGUCACGUGCUUAUAACUGGAGAUCUUUUGGCUUUUCUAUGUUCUGGAAUGUAAUGUCUGAGAUUAGCUAAAUUAACACGGGCAUUUGUAUUUUGUAAUUUCUUUUUUUUUUUUAAUAACUGGACAUAUGCCAUUUUAAAGACAAUAGAAACACUUAGACUUACUUGAAAAUCCAAUGCUGCACCGUUUGUAAUGAAGACAGCACCGCUCUGCCCUGCACAUUGCACAGUGCUUCAGGCUUAGAGAAGCCCGGUGAGUCAGAAAGGCCGGCGUCUCAAGGCAGGAGAGUCUGCAGUGCCAGGCCCUGGAGUGAAACCGCUGUUGGUCGGUGGCACUUGGGGUGAGGCUGAAAGGUGACGAUGGGACUGUUUAGUAGCUGACAGUGAGUACCUCUGAUCUCAUGCCGCGGGGCUGAGACCAGCCCUUGCUGCAUACUUGCUGUUGUCACAGUGGGCUGUUCCCAGUGGGAUUUGCAGCACACUGCCCGAACGAGUAGGAUGAUUGUCUUUUUCCUAACAGUUGUUUCCCUGGGCCCAGGUUAAAUCUUAGCAGGGGGCGCUAGACUCUCUGCAGUUACUGCGCCAACUACAUCUGGGAGAGGAGAGGGGGACAGUCCCCCAGAGCUCCUGCUGGACUCUCCCUGAGCCUGAUCAGGCCCCGGGAGGGUUUCCAAGUCCAUCCGCUGCAUUCAGCACAGACCAGAACAGUCUAAUUUUCAAGACUUUCUGGUUACCCUAUUGCAUCCACUCCUUCAGAGAUCUGUUGUUGCCUAGAAAGUAACUUCCAGCUCCCGUGAAGCCCUGUGUUUUCCUCUUCAGCAGUGGAGAAAGUGCUUGGUUCACCGGGCCUUCUCUUCCCCUGACUAGAGGGUCUGGGCUCCCCUAAACAUGCUGCAGAGACCUGUUGAUCCUAAAUUGAAUCCCCAGCUCCCCUCGCCAUCUGUCUCUUCGAGCUGUGGUCUGCUAAGAGCCAGGCCCAGGCGGGAAGACGACCCUGUGGUUCCAGGAUGGUCUCCUUCCAGUUGCUCAGCCUGGAACCAGGGCUGGCUUGGUUUUUUCCCCAACUGGUCUCUACAUCAUUCACAUGGUCAGGUCCGUUCCAUCGGGAUCCUCUUUCUCUGACAUCAUCACCCAUAGACAGUUUUUCUUUAGCCCAUAUUUAUGUUCUGUUUCCCUCUAUCUUAAAAAGAAUACCUUGAACCCAGUUUGUUUUUUCCUAAGGUACAGAUCACCGCUGUUCUAUCAGCAGCCACUUAUCCAUCUGUAAGCAUUUUAUCGACUCUGUCAUUGAACUUACUGAUGAAGAGGGUUUGUUUGUUUGCUUUGGGAUUUUUUUCCCCCUAAAAAUGGAUAGCCAGAACUAAUACCUCUGGACCACUUUGACUUCAAACUGGCAGCCAAUCGCAUGCCCACCUAAGAGUUACAGUAUGGACUUUGAUUUCUCAGCUCAAUGGGGAAUGCAUCAGUGUGGGAAAAAAAUGGGGAUCUGUACUAAAAUCAAGAUCGUUACUUUGAUCUCUACCUCAGUUUGCCAGUCUGAUCAUUCUAAUGCAAAGAGAGGUUUCAUUUAUGAGAUACUGUUACCUUUGAAAGUCACACUGCUGGUUGCUUGCCUGCAGCCUGAUUUCACAAAUGGACUAAAUAGUGAAAAAAAUUACUUCAGGUAUUUCCAGGUGUUGUAAACCUCUGAAUUUUUGCAGCCAUCCUUUUCACCCAUUUUGAUAAAGAGGCCCAGCUCAGCAUCUUGUGCAACCCUCCCAACCUUUUUCUUGAGCUUUAUGAGUCUUUCAGCACCUUUGGACACCAUGGAAACCCAGCCAGGACUGAGCUCUGAGUAGCACCAACCCUUCUGGACAAUCUUCCCAAAUGUCUGGAACAUUGAAACUUUUAAGAUAAUCUCCCAGUUCUUUCUCGAUUCCACUUUGGUCUCUUCAUUCUCUGUUGUCCAAUAGGGAAACAGAAACAGAGAAAGGGGUGGAAGUAAUGGUAGAGGAGACUUUAAAUCUUUUAGAAAUUAAAAUAAAGAAGAUUCUUAAAAACCACUUCCUUAUUUGAUGGGAGAGUAAGGUGUUAACAGAGGGCAUCAAAAGAAAAGAGAUGUUUUGAACUUACUCAUUUGGGGAGGGUUCCUGUACAAGCUUUAACUUAGUGUUCCAGAUCUUACUCGUGCAACGCCAUUUCUUCAGACGUCUCCCUGGUAACCUUCCCCAGUGUCUCGUCCCUUUGGCGUUGACACCUGUGAUGGAAUGAGGACUGCCUUUCCACCCUCCACACCAGGACUCCGCUGCCUUGGAAGGCAGAGGACAUGCUGCUCCAGACCUCAGAGGCUGUGCCUUCUUCCAGGAAACAGCUCCUAACACUCUCCCAUCACUUCCUUCUUCACCUGUCUCUGUCUUUCUCUAUUACUCUGUUGUCGCCUGAGGCUUUUUUUUCCCUUCAAUUCCCAGGAAAGGAUGUGACCUCAGAGUGAGUAAGGACUCAAUAAGAACUCACUUAUCCUUCCUUUGUUUAGUCAAAGUCUAAGAUUCCAAGGAUAAGACAAGGUGGCCCCUUCACAAAGGAUCAAAAAUAACACCCAGUGAGUUCCUUCAAGGGUUUACCUGCAAGUGGGCCUCUUGGCAGCCACAGGUGUAGCCCACAGUGGGGAAGUGGGAAGGCACAAGGAAUGGGAAGAGAAGAAAGAAAAUAAGCUCCUAAAAGGUUACACCCCGCUUUUAAGAAUCUUAUCAUAGGUCCUCGUGCAGUUUGGGAAGUGAAUCAUUUUGGUGAUGGGUAAAUGAUAGUUCUACAAAGGUUACCUGACUCCACUUACACAAGAAUAUAUACUCACAGAUAAUAUAACUGAAUGUUCACAUCCCAUCCAUAGAACUCACUUAAGUAGAUUUACCAAAUUGGCCUUUGGGUUUGGGUGAGGAUGCUUGCAGUGAAUCAUUAGCACAGAGUGAACGGUUCUUAAAACAUACUUUCUGAUGAGUGUUCUAUAAAUUAUUUCAAGUUGUUGAAUGGCCCUUUGUAGAGCUCCAUGUUCAAGUUGGGCAUAAAUGCCAUUGUUUAACAAUUUUGCACAUUUUCACACAAUGUAAUCUGACUUUGAUGCCCCUUGAGCAAUCCAUAGAAUAUUGUACAGCAGGGUCCCACUUAAUCUACUGAAAUGAAUAUAAGCAGUGAUCAAUGAAUAUAGAGCACCAAGGGACAAAUGGUAUGAGUUUUCUGUCUUUGUACUUUUGCCAUUCCCAAAAAUGGGUUCAUAAUUUAAUUAAGAAAAAGGGGGGGAAAAAACAGGGACAUGGAGGUCUCUUUAGUAUUUGGGAAUGAGACAUAGCCUCUAGGGUCUAUAAACUAAAGAAACUUUAGUUUGGUAAUUACAGUCUCUGAAAUCCAAAGUUAAAGAGCCUAUGGUUCUGCUGGGUUUGGAAGACCUCAGAUUUGGGAUGUCAUUCCUGACCACAGUAAUGAGAGGCCAUGAAUGCAGGAAAUGCACUGGGGGCUGUCUUGGCUCUGAGUUACCUCCCAUAGAGACUUAGAACUGUGGGGCAGCUUAUAAGUGAAGACUCUUCCCACGGAGCUCCCUAGUGGAGGCUAGCACCUGAGCUGAAAGCCAACCUCCAGCUGGGCUGGGGUGUCAGGCGUGGAGCAGAGUGACUUUGGCACAGCUUUGUUCAAAUCAAUAAAACAAACUGGAAAUUGAGCUUUCACUUACCCACCCAAGUAUACCUUCUUUAAAAAUAAAAAAAACAGAGUCUGUAUUAUAAUCGAAAUGGUACCUGUAUCUUAAAAUUACGUAGGGAAUUUUGUAUGUUUAAAUAAUUGUACUGGGUUCCAUAACACUUAUCUUAGAAACUGUUUAGUAAAAGAAAAUAUAUAAACCGUGCAUUUGUGAAUGCCCCCCUUUAGAACAUUCAUCCAAGUUCAAUGUAUAGUGUGAUGGUUAUUAGACGUUUAAAGUAUAGUAAGUGGCUGUGUGACAGGAGAGACUGCUAUUUACCUACUGACUUCAGAGUUAACUCCUGCCCACGUAAUUAAAUCAGUAUUGUCCUUUCCUGUUGGUCUGAUCAGUUGCAGUACUGGUGGCUUCCUGCUUGUGACUGUUACCUAAUCGUGUCAAUGUACAUCUGUCGUAUGUACAUGUGAAAGUGCCUUUCUAUUUUAGAGGAGUCUUAGCCUUGCUCUUUGCUGUUGCCCCACACACUCCCCCCCCACACCCAAUUCCUCCGCCCACUUGAGUGUUUUGAAACUUCACUCCACUCUCUCCCAGCUUCUUCGCCACGCCCACCUUUCUAUGCCUCGGUGCUCAGUAUUGUCAGUCUUGCAUCCUCAUCCGUCACGGUCAGGUCAUGGUCAUCAGACAUCGUUUUCCUCUUAGCCGUGACUGUGCCUUUCCCUGCCCACAGCCACUCUCUGGGGCCCCGACACCUCACCCGCUCCCCUCUCCUGCUCACGUGCUGCUGAUGGCCAUCCUGUCCUCCUCGGCUCUGUGCUGCCUCUUACCAUGACAUUUCCUCGUCUCUGAGGUGAAAGUAAAGGGGGAUGCUUUUCUAGUUCUGGAAGGGAAAAAAAAAAUGUUUUGUUAAUCUGUUGUGACAAUGCACUUUUAUGUAUAGUACUGUACAUUUUAGCAUGUACCAUUCCAGGCUUCAGUAUACAGUCAGGUCUGUUCUUCACGGUGUAUCUUUAUAAUAAAUAAGAUAGUUCUGGC
This is a messenger RNA of Odocoileus virginianus texanus, 6390 nucleotides long. Lineage: Eukaryota; Metazoa; Chordata; Mammalia; Artiodactyla; Cervidae. The record is from RefSeq and is a predicted model, not a curated record.